UGCCAAAUGCGGUGUGAUAAAAAUGGCGCCGGAUUCAAGUUACCGUUCAUGAAGCAGAAGAAGAUUCGGAUCUUCCUCAACGAACAUUCUCAUUCUUAAAGCAAAAUAGGAAUCUCAUGUGCAUAUUUCAACGGCGCCAUUCUCUGCCAACUCACACAACUUCAUUUCCUUCUCAACACCCACUAAUCAAAAUUCCCUCUCAACCGAUCCCUCUUUUUCUCUCUAAUUUCCCUCGAUUUACAGCGUUUAAUUUCAGGGUCUUGCGCGCAAUACCCUCUCCUCCAUCAUUCUCUUCCCCUUUUCCCGCCUUCUCCGCCAUUCACAGCGGCCGGAGUUAAGUGGGUCUCGUUUUGAUUUCUCUGAUACUGUUUAUUUUUUGGUGGAUUGUUGGUUAUGUCUGUCGCUACGCCCAGGUCUGUUACAGAGAAGGUGUUUCAGAGGGUGGGAGGGCAUUAUCAAAGUAGUACUCAUAGGAUCUGUGGGAAUGAGUUUAAAGAGGAGGAUUAUGAUGACGAUGGGACUUUGGAAAUGGUUCAGAUUGGAGCCGAGAGGACCAAGAAUGUUCUUAUUUUGAUGAGUGAUACAGGCGGUGGCCAUAGAGCCUCUGCGGAGGCCAUUCGAGAUGCGUUUCGGAUUGAAUUUGGCGAUGAGUAUCAGAUAUUCGUAAAGGAUGUUUGGAAAGAGUAUACGGGUUGGCCUUUGAAUGACAUGGAGAGAUCUUACAAGUUCAUGGUAAAGCAUGUUCAGCUAUGGAAGGUUGCAUUUCAUAGUACCUCUCCUCGGUGGAUUCAUUCAGUCUAUCUUGCUGCCAUUGCCGCUUACUAUGCAAAGGAGGUGGAGGCUGGUCUAAUGGAGUACAAGCCAGAUAUUAUCAUCAGUGUUCAUCCACUAAUGCAACACAUUCCUUUAUGGGUUCUAAAAUGGCAAGGCCUUCAAAAAAAAGUGGUGUUUGUCACAGUCAUAACAGACUUAAACACCUGCCAUCCAACAUGGUUUCAUCCCGGCGUAAACCGAUGCUACUGCCCAUCAGAGGCAGUAGCCAAGAGAGCCUUGCUCGACGACAUCGAAGAGUCUCGAGUACGUGUCUACGGCCUACCUAUCAGGCCAUCCUUCGCUCGAGCAGUACUCCAGAAGGAUGAACUAAGGGAAGAACUUGAAAUGGAUCCAGAGUUACCAGCAGUGCUGCUAAUGGGAGGAGGUGAAGGGAUGGGUCCUGUAAAGAAAACAGCAAAAGCUCUUGCAGAGUCCCUUUAUGAUAAGGACAACGAGAAGGCUAUUGGGCAAAUUGUUAUUAUUUGUGGAAGAAACCAAACUUUGGCCUCUUCUCUUGAAGCCUUUGAAUGGAAGAUCCCUGUUAAGGUGAGAGGCUUUGAAAAACAGAUGGAGAAAUGGAUGGGUGCUUGUGACUGUAUUAUAACAAAAGCCGGUCCCGGUACAAUUGCAGAAGCUUUGAUUCGAGGGCUUCCGAUCAUUCUAAACGAUUAUAUUCCCGGACAAGAAAAAGGGAAUGUUCCAUAUGUGGUUGACAAUGGAGCUGGAGUGUUCACUAGAAGUCCUAAAGAAACAGCCGCCAUUGUUGCACAAUGGUUCAGCACAAAAACAGAAGAACUUCACACAAUGUCACAAAAUGCUCUCAAACUAGCACAACCUGAGGCCGUUUUCGACAUUGUCAGGGACAUUCACGAGCUCGCUUGCCAACGAGGUCCAAUGGCAAACAUCCCGUACAUGUUAACCUCGUCGUUUACAGACCUAAUUUAAAUGGUUUCGUCGUCAACGUAUCCACCAUUGUCAAAGUUUAUUAUCCUAGAAUUGCCAUGUACAGUUAGCCUCCUUAUAUAUAUUGUGCCAAUUUGUUUAAUGGACGCUACAAUGAUUUCCAACUUGUAAAAGAAAAAAAUGAAAGAAAGUUUAUUUAGGGCAAUGUGAAAGUUGUUCAUGUUUCCAAUGUU
Cucurbita pepo subsp. pepo (vegetable marrow) is the source of this 1949-nucleotide messenger RNA. Its product is annotated as monogalactosyldiacylglycerol synthase 2, chloroplastic. The record is from RefSeq and is a predicted model, not a curated record. NCBI's taxonomy places the organism in Eukaryota, Viridiplantae, Streptophyta, Magnoliopsida, Cucurbitales, Cucurbitaceae. Gene Ontology annotation, molecular function: hexosyltransferase activity. Gene Ontology annotation, biological process: glycolipid biosynthetic process.